This is a messenger RNA of Argiope bruennichi, 3431 nucleotides long. RefSeq lists its product as uncharacterized. The transcript is spliced from 6 exons. The record is from RefSeq and is a predicted model, not a curated record. The coding region runs from base 353 to 1627 and encodes 424 amino acids. NCBI's taxonomy places the organism in Eukaryota, Metazoa, Arthropoda, Arachnida, Araneae, Araneidae. Gene Ontology annotation, molecular function: protein binding.
UCCCGUUUGAAAGUCAGCUAUAGCGGCAGCGGACGCUGAACUUUUUCACCAUCACAAAACACGCUAAUGCUUUCUUGAAAUAUUUAAAAUAAAAUGAAUCCCUUAAUUUGUAGGUGAUUAAACAAAAAGUUAGAAAAUCUUUGCUAAGUGUGGUAUAAAAAUUCGAAUUUGUUUAUUGCAAUUUUAUUAAACUUUUUCAACGCAUGGAAUAUAUUCUUACCAACUUUGUGCUUUACUUUAUUUUGCUUUGUUAAAGUGAAGUGAAAAUGUGAAUUACUAGAAGUGUGGAUUCGGAAUUUCAUCGAUCUGUGCUAUAUCGUCUGCAUCAUAAACUUGCCACUCGCAAAGCAACAUGUGUUUGUUUGGAUUUGACAGUUGUCGCUCGGUGUUCAGUUGGGUUUUGUUGUUUUCGCUACUCGCCUUUCGGCAAACGAAACUAUCGUCUGCUGCUCAGGUGGUUGCCCCAACCGAAGGGACUAGCAGUGCUAAACCUGAAAAAGGAGUUGAUCCAGACGACCUGUCGGCGCCUUUGGAAGUGUUGGUGGAGCAGACGACCUCAAGUUCUGUGCAGCUAUCGUGGAAGCCCCCUCCCAGCCCCAAGGGGCGCAAUCUCAAGCUCUUCACCUACUCUUUGACGUUAACGCCUCUCACGCACUAUGGAGGACACGGUCUAGAAAAGGAGUUCUCUCUGCCGCCUAGCAUUACGUCAAAGUUAGUCGGGGGCCUGACGGAAGGUACCAGGUAUGUGGUCCAGUUGUCGGCCAUCUAUGGUGACCCAACCCGACGGCUGAGCCAUGACGCCUUGGUCAGGGUCGCCGCUCCCAAGUUCACUGUCUUCACACCGCCCGAAGCUCAGCAAGACAUACCUGUCGGUGAUGACGGUUUACCGCCAGAUGAACCACCGUGCAACUGCAGCGAUACGGGGAUGGUGGCGUGCACAAGGCGGCCCGGUUUCGUAGAAUGUACCUGCCAGCCAGGAUAUGGAGGGACAUGGUGUGAGGAGUGCGCCCCUGGAAACUUCAGGGCGGGAAAGGAGUGCGUGCUCUGCCCGUGCUCCAACCUCACAUCCACGGCAGAGUGCAAAAUGGAGUCUUCUGGCCAAGUGUCAUGCGUGCAGUGUCUGCCAGGUCAUCGGGGCAGCUUGUGCACCUCUUGCAGCGCGGGCUACCAGUGGACGGAGGAUAAGUGCGUCCCCCUCAACUGCCUCAGCUCCAGUCUGUGCGCGCAGCAGAGAAACGCGCCCGGCUGCGAGGACUGCAUCUUCCUCGAGAACAAGUUCCCUACCACCGCGCACAGGAGCAAGUCUGAUCGGAGCAUAGCUGACGGUACCUUACCCUUGAUUGCUGUCAUUGUGACCUUGGGUGUCCUUCUACUGGUGGCCGCCAUGGCAACGUGCUAUCGUUACUGGGACUACCGUCGCCACCAGCCCAGGAUUCCCUUCUGGAGCAUCGAGUUGCAGGACGAGAAAACAGACUUGCAUUCCCAUUGCCAGUACCAGCACCUGGAUGCCGCCACCAACAAGACGGUGUCAGCAGCCGCCACAUCAUCCCAACCUCAGACCAACGGGGAGGUGGGACGAUUGAACAGCGAUUCCAUCAGACGGACAUACAAUACAAUCAACGUCUGAGUUGCCACCGGUGAGAAAGAACUAUCAAUUUUCGUUGGACAGUGAUUCUUUCUACCAAAGUUUUUGAGUCGUUAUCUUAGGUUGGACAACAAGAUCGAGACUACAGAGAAAAUUGAAAUUUCUGUGACUCUGGCUAUCAGUUAUAUAAGUAAGGGUCUGCUGACCACCGGCUUAAAAAGAACCUGAAAAAUGACCUGAUCAUCACCUCGCUAUGGAAGUAUUCUGCAAAUGAGUAAUAGUGACAGUGUCCAAACACAAACAUGAGAUUCAUUUUGCACUGGCCUUCAGUUUUUAAUUGAUUUAAUUCAGUUAAGCGAUCAAUCAUUUCAGAUUGAUCAUAUUUAAAGUUGAUCCGAUGUAAACAGAGUGUUGCUCUGGAUUCAUUUCUACCAGACUGGACGAGAACUUUCCCUAUUGAUGUAAGUUUCUUGGUUACUCAUCUGCAACAAUUUCAUAAUUUCAUUUUGUCGAAAACCAAAUCCAUGAAGCAGUUUGAUUAUAAUGUUGGUUUUGAUUAAGAACUUGCAUUGCUAUGUAAUGCCACAUUCAUGGUCACAUACUGUCAAAGGUGUGAAGAUUUUGUAUUAUUUCAAUGUCAAAGUGUCUUUUACGAUAUAUUAUGCUAACAUCUUGCUUCUAGUGAUAAAAUAUCCAUGCUACUGCUAUAUAACCAUAAUUAUGACACUUUUUUUGGUGUUUAAUUUGGGGAAGGGAGCAAAUUAUGUGAAAAUUAUAACUUUAAUACAUUAUAGUUCGAAAACACAUAAAUUAUCGAUGCCAUUUACGCCUAUUACUCAUCUCAGCUAUCUCAUUAGAUGGCCCAUUCUUUCCUAUCUAACAGUAGUAUAGAAGGGUUUAUCUAAUUAUAUAAUAAAUGCAAACUAAUUAGAUAGCACGUGUGAAUCACAGGCGAGUCACGCUGCAGUUAACGUGUUAAACGAAAUUCGAACUCUCAGAAUUCGUACAUGGAAAACAAAGAAAAUCUUUUGCAGAGCGUUCAUUCAUUAGGGUUUUAUGUUUGAAUUUGGACACUGAAAAAUUACAGUUCUUAGAAUUUCAUCUAGAAAAUAUUUGAAAAAUGCAAAAGUAGAACCCUAAAAAAAUCCCGUAACACAUUAACUGAAAUAUGUAUCUUAUUCACAUGCAAUUAAUACACUAGAAAUGUCGACAUUUCAAUAUACAAUGAAUAUGCUUAAUUUUGUAUUGAUCGUAGAACAGAAGUGUGGUUUCUUUCUAUAGGAAACAUUACUUUUGUUAUUUACAUACAUUUAAGUAUCACAUUAGGUUUUAUUUUGAACAAAAGAUGCUGCACUUUAAGAUUUACAGGCCUAAAACUGUCUAAAAGAAGGAUCUUAGUAGUGAAAAUUAUCAUUUCUUUAUUUAUUUCAGUUUUGCAAAACAUUGAUGACGAUUCAAAUCCCAAUUCAAUAUUUCAUGCAAAUUUAUAACUAUAGUUCAUAAGCAAUAAUUUUCACGGUAAAGUAUAAAGCUGGGUGCAGGACCGGAUUACAUCUUUUAGGGGCAUUUAAACCAUGCAAAUCAUGGGGUGGGGGGCUCUUUCCCCCUUCUUAAUUUCCCAAUUUAAAUAUUUUUUAUAAUUUCUUAUUUAAUCCCCAUAUAAAUUAUAUUAAGUAGCAAAUUUUAACUUACGAAAACAACAGAGAAUUUUAAUUCAACCAUUUAUAAAAAUUUGCCUACAGUAUUUUGCGAAAAAAAAUAUUUAAUUUAAAGGUAAAUUUAUAUAAAUUGUAAGCAAAAAUAUGUUAACAUUUUGAUACAAUUUAAAUUAUAUUUAAUUAUAUUA